GCUCUGUGAACUGCAGCUCUUCGUCUCGUCUGUAAACUGCGCACUCCUGUGAAGAGCAAAAAAAAUGGAUAGAGUUCUAGGACUUGCCAUUUUGUGGAGUAUCUUGUGCAAUGUAUCUGUUUGGGGGAAGUACGUCAAGGGUGUCGUGAACACCAAAGAGGACUGGGUGUUUCUGACAAGGUUUUGUUUCCUCACUGAUUUUGGCAGACUGGACUUCAAGUUCCGUUACCCCAAGUCACGCUGCUGUCAGAACAUAUUGCUCUACUUCGAUGAAAGCUCACAGUGGCCAGCUGUAUACAAAAGGCCAGACAAGAACUGCUAUCAGAAAGAGGCAGUCCUAAGGCCUGAAAAUAAUCAAGUCAUUAACCUUACCACUCACUACACCUGGUCUGGAUGUGUGGUUGAAGAAGAGGAUGGUGAAGAAAUUCUCAGCUGUGUCGGAGGGCGUAGCUUUCGUUCAGUCAGAGAGAGGUGGUGGUAUAUUGUACUCAGCAAGUGUGGGGGUGGAGGGUUACAGCUGGAGUAUGAGAUGAAGCUAACUAAUGGGCAGUCUUUCUGGAAACAACAUUUUUCUGCAGACGAGUUUGGAAUUCUGGAAACGGACAUCACCUUCUUGGUUAUAUUUGCCAGUGUAUUUUCUCUCUCCUGCUAUUUUGCAUAUAACCUAAAAGGAAGACAGCUGCUCCAUACCACAUAUAAGAUGUUUAUGACAGCAGCUGGAGUAGAGGUUCUCAGUUUGCUCUUCUUAUGUAUCUUCUGGGGUCUUUAUGCCAGAGAUGGAGUGGGAAAUGGGUGUCUAAAGAUACUUGGAAAAUUGCUCUUUUCUGUGAGUUUCCUGAUCUUCCUCCUGAUGCUGAUUCUCUUAGGGAAAGGCUUCACGGUCACAAGAGCAAGAAUAAGUCACAGUGGCUCUAUCAAGCUGUCAAUCUACAUGACCAUCUAUACAAUUACCUACAUCAUCCUCUUCAUAUAUGAAGCUGAGUUUUUUGACCCAGGUGAAGUCCUGUAUGCGUAUGACAGUCCUGCUGGAUAUGGGUUGAUGAGCCUCCAACUGCUGGCAUAUGUGUGGUUUUGCUAUGCUGUACUGGUGUCUCUUAAGCAUUACCCAGAGAAACAGCCAUUCUACAUCCCUUUUUUUGCUGCGUACACUCUCUGGUUUUUUGCUGUGCCCGUCAUGGCUCUUAUAGCCAACUUUGGUAUAUCUCGAUGGGCUCGGGAGAAGAUUGUCAAUGGGAUUCAGCUCGGCAUCCACCUCUAUGCCCACUCUGUCUUUUUAGUCAUCACACGUCCAUCAGCAGCUAAUAAAAAUUUCCCUUAUCAUGUGCGAACAUCUCAAAUUGGUAUACUGCUGUCAAGUCCUAAAGAGAUGGGGGCAGAGAGCUUCCCUCACCAUGCCUACGGGAACAGCUCCUUUUUGGGAGACUCUCAGCCUAACUUCACUGAACUCUUCUCCAUCCAGUCAGUUUCUGUGAAAAAUAUCAAUGAUGCCAUGGGAUUUAAGGGACAAGAAAUGGCUGUGAACUCUGAGCAGAAAAUCAUCACUACGUCAUCACCGGUUGACUUUUCAACAACAUUUAGUCCUGCAAUGGCACCAGCCAGCUCUGCUCUAUCGCCCCCUCCAAGGCUUUCCUCUCAUUUUACUGAAUAUUUCAGCAUGCAGGGCAGAACAGUCUCUCAAGCAUAGCGAAGUAGCUUUAGGUCUUUGGAGGAAGCGACAACUGAGGUCGAGCUCAUCCAAGUUUGCUUUUCAAAGGUAGAAUAUUGUCUAAAUGAUUUAUGGAAAAGAAGUGACAAAAGUUGACAAAAGUCGUGUGGGAUGUGCAACAGGAUUUGCAGCAGAGAUGUUAGGAGGAGAUAUGAAGUGCUAAACUAUAAGCAAUAAAUAUUUCAGACAGAUUGAAGUGACUCCCUAGGGGACAUUUUGAUUGUAUAUAUAUUACGAAUAGCACAGCACACUAUAUUACGAAUGUAAGAUAUUCAGUAUGCAGUUUUAAGAUACAGAUAUUUUAUGUGUACAUGUAUAGAAGUGUACGAUUUUUUUAAGUGUAAAAAGGUCACUUUUUUUGUUUUUUUGUUUACACACUUAUUUUACAAGUGGUGCUGUUAAUAUGUGCAUUGUCAUGCCAUUUUAUUUGAACUGAAAUGUUCAACAAAAAAAAAAAAGCUACAAUUCACUGAAUAAUCUCACGUUUCAGUUCGUUUGUUGUACAUUUUAUAUAUGACGAUCUUUAAUUUGGAUCCAAAAAAAUGGAUCUUUUUAUGAACUUUCGACUAAGAUCUGCUUACAAAAGGGAAGAAAUAUUCAUUCUUUCCUCCUAAAAUAUUUAUCUAGUUCAGUACAUGCAAUAAUUGCCUUUAGUGUUUGUGUUGUGCAUGUUGCUUGUAAACGAAAGUAAAUUCGAAAUUUAUUAUUAGUUUAGUAUUAUUAUAAGCCCACAAUAGGACCAGCUCCCAGUUCAAAUCCUUAGGGUAAGAAAAGGUAAAUUAGGAAUAGUAAAAAUAAAAUAAAAUAAAAAGGUUCAAGCAUACGAUUUAAAAGUAUUCAUUCAUAAUUUUAAUAGGCUACAUUACAUAUGUGAAUGUCCUUUUUUUCUGUAAUAGAGAAUGAGAUAUAUAUGUACUGCAUGUCAGACAAUUCAGCACAUGGUUAUUGGGGAGGUUCUUUGGCAUAGUGACAUAACUCUCCUUUAACUGAGACGAUGGCACAUUUUCAG
Messenger RNA from Tachysurus vachellii, 2714 nucleotides. It is a transcript of the gene tmem145, whose product is annotated as transmembrane protein 145. The record is from RefSeq and is a predicted model, not a curated record. NCBI's taxonomy places the organism in Eukaryota, Metazoa, Chordata, Actinopteri, Siluriformes, Bagridae. The transcript has 15 exons. Bases 65 to 1684 code for a protein of 539 amino acids. Gene Ontology annotation, biological process: G protein-coupled receptor signaling pathway; response to pheromone.